CUUAAAUCCACCGCGAAAAGUCCCUUUUCCCGCUACGGCGAAAUUAAAUCCCCGUGAACUUAGAUACAUUUACAGUACCAUGGACUGCAUAGCACUACUGUUUGUUUAGUAACGCACGAAUACCCUUGGCGGAGUGUCAGGCCCUGCCACUGUAGUUGUGUGUAUAAUAGUGUGAAGCGCAGCCAUGAAGUUUUUCACUCCGUUUCUUUCAGUGACUGUAACGUCGCUGUUUCUCCAAUCCUGCCAGCCUGCCGUUGGAAAAAAGGUCCUUUUGGUACCCGUGCCGUUUGCAGAGAGCCAUUGGAUGGCCCAGGCCAGCCUAGGACGUGCCUUGGUGAACAGAGGCCAUGUUGUGACCGCUCUGAUGUCAGCAGAUAGUUUGGCGGAGCGACGGUCUGCAGAGUUUCUGUUUGAGACCUUCGAUGACCAUGGCACCCGCGCAAGGCUGAAGGCGCUCGAAAGUCAGGUCUCCAAUGCUGCAGAGAUGUCUCUUGUGGGGGUGAUACAAGCGGUGAGCAUGCUGCCGCUGGAGAUGGCGAAACACUGCGAUUUUUUGUUUGGGGACGGUGAACUGUUGCAGCGACUGAGAGAAUCACGCUACGGUGCCGUGGUCACCGACCCUUUCUUUCCUUGCGGAGCCAUCCUCGCGGCGCACCUCCGGGUCCCUCAUGUCGUCCACCUGCGGUCGAACCCCUACCGCAUCGACCUCGCGGCCACAGGAGUCCCCCAACCCCCGGCCUACGUGCCAGACUCGCUGCUGCCUUUCACCGACCAUAUGACAUUUCUACAAAGGACGCAGAACGUUGUCGUCUCCGCCCUUGUGUCUCUGUUGUCCCAAUGGAUUCUAGGCAGCAACUUCGACGGUUUAGCCCGUAAGUUUGUAGGCGAGGACGAGACCCUUCUAAGCGCCAUGUCGCGCGCCGACUUGUGGCUGUAUCAAACAGACAACGUCUUGGAUUUUCCCGCGCCCUCCAUGCCCAACAUGAUCCAGGUCGGCGGGUUGAACGUCCGGGAGGUCGUCCCCCUUGCUGCAGACCUGGAAACGUUUGUCCAGAGCUCUGGAGAGGAUGGCGUGGUGGUGGUCAGCUUUGGAUCGAUCGUCAAGACGAUGCCCACGGAAAGAGCUGAGGUGUGGGCAGCAGCCCUGGCGAGGCUCCGACAGAAGGUGGUGUGGCGGUACACGGGAGAGAAGCCGGCCGGGCUGGGCACCAACACCAAGCUGAUGGCCUGGCUGCCGCAGAAUGAUCUGCUGGGUCACCCCAAGACCCGAGCCUUCGUCACCCACGCGGGCUACAACGGCGUGAGCGAAGCCCUGCACCACGGCGUGCCGAUGGUUUGCGUGCCGUUUUUCGGGGACCAGCCUUCUAACGCCGCCCGGGUGGUGGCCAGGGGACUGGGGGUGAAGGUGGAGUUCAGCACGGUCACUGCGGACGAGUUGUACCAGGCCAUUCUACAUGUUCUUACCAACAACAGCUACCAAGAGACGGCAGCCCGCCUGUCCCACCUGCACCGUGACCAGCCCCAGUCACCCAUGGAGCGGGCCGUCUGGUGGAUAGAACACGUCAUCAAACAUGGCGGACUACCCCAUCUCCGCGCACGCGCCGUGGAGCUGCCGUGGUACCAGUACCACCUGCUAGACGUGGCCGCGUUCCUGCUGGCCGUCGGUACAGCUGUUCUGAGUACCGUGUGGUACAGCUGUUCGUUACUCUGUAGGAUGUGUUGCCGCAAAAGUUCUGACAAACUCAAACGGCAAUAGGCGAAAAUGACGUAGUUACAGAUUCGCCAUAGUGAAAACUGUUUUAAUCCGUCUGCAUCGAUGGGUUCCACCGUCUU
This is a messenger RNA of Branchiostoma floridae (Florida lancelet), 1833 nucleotides long. Its product is annotated as UDP-glucuronosyltransferase 1-2-like. Lineage: Eukaryota; Metazoa; Chordata; Leptocardii; Amphioxiformes; Branchiostomatidae. The record is from RefSeq and is a predicted model, not a curated record. Gene Ontology annotation, molecular function: UDP-glycosyltransferase activity. The coding region runs from base 185 to 1756 and encodes 523 amino acids. The transcript has 4 exons.